UCACUUUAGCUUUAUUUUUAAUGCGUCACACCAGAGACAGGAGGUUUAUUUAGACUGUGAGCUGAAUGUUUGAACAUUCAUAUGUACUGUACUUGUUAGUGUGCAGGAGACAUGAGAGGGACUUUGGUUUUAUUUUCAUACUAUACAUACGUUAUUUAAUGAUCUGAUCAAAUCAAGGAGAACAUGUCUCAAGGCCGACUUCAUCCGGGUGAAAUUAAUUUGGUAGUAGUGGGAGGAAUCAUAUCGGGCAAAACAUCAAUAUGUAGCCUUCUGCUAGGUCAGGAGAACCCUCAGCCUGGUCCAAAAACUGUGAACUGCGUAAAACGUGAUGGUCAGGUGAGAGGUAAGCGCUUGACCGUGGUUGACACCCCAGGAUGGUGGAAGGACUACUCUCUGAUUGACACAGCAGAGAGAAUCAAACAGGAGCUACAGCUGAGUGUCCAACACUGCCCUCCAGGACCUCACGCUUUCAUCCUUACUGUUGAGAUUGAAAAGUUUAUCGAGAGGAACAGAAGAUCUGUAGAGGAGCACAUGGGGCUCUUUGGUGAGAGAGUUUGGGAGCACACCAUAGUGGUGUUCACUAGAGGAGAAUCUCUGGAGGGUAAAAGCAUAGAGCAGCACUUUGAGACUCAGGGGGAGGCUCUGGAGUGGCUACUAGAGAAAUGUGGAAACAGACACUGUGUCUACGACAAGCAGGCUAAAGAUCAAAACCAGGUCAUCCAGCUGUUGGAACAGAUAGAGAGUGUUGUAGUGAAUAACAGCGGCAGACAUUUUGAGCUUGAUGAGACAACUUUAAGGGAGGUUGAAGAGAAGAAGAGAGCUGUUCAGGAGCGAGCAAAUGCACGACAGCUAAAGGUUGAAGAGAAAAGGAAACGACUCAUAGAGGGAGGUCAGGUCCAGCCUCUACCAGAAAUCAGAAUUGUUAUCUUAGGGUGGGUGUGUUGUGGGAAAAGUUCUGCCAAAAAUGUCAUCCUGAACAAAAAAGAUCACGGUCCUCUAAGCAGAACUCAUAAGUGUAAAAAACAUGAAGGAUCAGUUGGUGACAGACAGGUCACUGUGGUGGACACUCCCGGCUGGUGGAAGUACUUCCCCGCCCACUACACUCCUGAAUGGGUGAAGACGGAGCUUGAGCGAAGCGUGACUUUUGGUUCUAAGGCUCCCCAUGCCUUCCUGUUGGUGGUCCCAGCUGAUGUGUCGUUCCUGGAGGAACAGAGAAAGGGAAUUCAAGAGAACAUGAAGAUCUUUGGUGAAAUGGUUUGGAGAAACACUAUUGUGCUCUUCACCUGGGGAGAUACUUUGGGGAACACAAGCAUCGAAGAGCACAUUGAGGGUGAAGGAGAACCCCUCAGAUGGCUUGUGGAGAAAUGUGGGAACAGAUAUCACGUCUUUGACAACAUAAACAGAGGAGACGGAUCACAAGUCCACCAGCUUCUACAGAGGAUUGAGGAAAUGGAGGCAAGCGAUAGUUCCUGUGACGGGACCCAGAAAAUCCCAGAAAUGGAAGUAACAGAGAGUCACACAAAAGAAGAGAAGGUGAGGAAAGAGUUGGUGACGUUUCUGGACAAAGAGUGGACCAGAAGGGACAAUAAACUGGAGGAGAAGGUGAGAGUGAUGUGUCUGGGAGAGUGCAUGGCUGAGACCCGAGAGCUGAGAGUGAUUGUACUUGGUGGUAAACAAUCUGGCAAGACGUCUUUGAUCAACAGAGUGCUCAGGGACUUUUCACCCAGGGAAAUAGCAGUUGAGAGAAGAAAAGGUGUGGUCAAUGACAGGUCAGUUGUCAUGGUAGACACCAUUGGAUGGUGGAGGAACUACAAGUUGAUUGACACGGCGAAGUUCAUUACGCUGAAACUUCAGCAGAGCUUGUCUCAGUGUCCACCAGAACCGCAUGCCUUCGUCUUGACCAUCAGGGUUGAUAUGAUAUUCGAUGAAGAAAAUAGGAGAUCUGUAGAGGAACACAUGGGGCUUUUUGGGGAGAAUAUUUGGGAACACACCAUAGUGGUUUUCACCAAUGGAGAAUCUCUGGAGGGUAAAAGCAUAAAGCAGCACACUGAGAGUGAGGGGGAGGCUCUGAAGUGGGUAUUAGAGAAAUGUGGGAAUAGAUACUGUGUCUAUGACAACGGAAACAGUGAGGAUAACCAGGUCACAAAACUACUGGGCGAGAUAGAGAAUGUUAUUAAGAUUAACAGAGGUGGGUACUUUAAGCUUGAUGACAAAUAUUUAUUGGAGGUUGAAAAGAGGGCAAGACUUGUGAAAGAAAAAGCAAAUGGCAGACUCAAGAGGAGGAUGGAAAAAAGAGAACAACUGAAAGAAGAAGCCAAGAUUCAGUCCCUACCAGAAAUCAGGAUGCUUCUAGUGGGGUGGAUAAGCUCCAGAAAAACUUCAGCAAAAAAUACCAUUCUAAACAGAGAGGAGAGUGUCACCAGGAGGACCAUGGCAGCUGAGAUACAAACUGGAGAAGUGGCAGGACAAAAGGUCUCUGUGGUGGACACUCCUAGCUGGUGGAAGUACUUCCCUGCCCACUACACUCCUGGAUGGGUGAAAACGGAACUCCAAAAAAGUCUGAGCCUAGGCUCUAAAGCUCCCCAUGUCAUACUCAUUGCAGUUCCAGCAGACACAACCUUCCUUGAGGAACAGAGGAAAAUUACUGAAGACAACAUGAAGAUGUUUGGUGAUCAUGUCUGGAGACACACCAUCGUGUUGUUCACUUGUGGAGAUCGGCUGCGAGACAUGAGUAUUGAGGAGCACAUUGAGUGUGAAGGAGAACCACUACAGUGGCUCAUUGAGAAAUGUGGGAACAGAUAUCACAUCUUUGACAAUGUCAACAGAGGAGACGGGUCCCAGGUUACAGAGCUGCUGGAGAGGAUCAGGGAGAUGAUAGCAGGAAACAGCUCCUAUACUGACACCCAGAACACAGAGGUGAGGGAAACAUCAGGAGAACCAGAAGGGUUGGGUGUAGAGAUGGGAAUGCUGUUAGAUAAAGAGUGGAAUGCAAUGGACAAAAUAAUGGAGGAGAAGAUUAAACAACUAUGGACACAACUGCUUGGAAAAGGAAACCAGAGCAUGGAUGCUGUUGUGAAAUUUAAGGAAAAUGAGUCUUCAGAAAACCAAACAAAUGAAAAACCACCAGAAAGUCCUAACACUUCAGCCCCUGGGGAGGGGACUUCUAAAUCAGAGGCUGGAGACAAAACAUAUCUAUCAGAAGAGGACCAACAUCACCUCUUAAGACAGACCAGUGAGGUGCACUCUGAACUUAUGGAGAAAAUUAAGGAGACCCUUAAUCGAGAAUUUAGCAGACGAGAGAUAUUUUACAUGGAAAGAGCUUCUGGAAUAAUCCAGGAGAUGAGCACAUCACAUGAGGCUGGAGACAAACAACAUCUAUCAGGGGAAGACCUACAUCACCUCUCAAGGCAGACCACUGAGAUGCACUCUGAUCUUCAGGAGAAAAUUAAGGAGACUCUUAAUCGAGAAUUCAGCAGACGAAAGACAGUUUUCAUGGAAAGAGCUUCUGGAAUAUUCCAGAUGAGCACAUCUCACGAUAUGACAUCAGAACCUGAUGAGCAAGAAUUUCAACAAGCAAGAAAAAAAGUGUGCAGGUGGCUUUUAAGCUCCUCUGGAUUUGGAUCCGAAGUGGAAGAUGAGGACAUCAGAUAUUUAGAGUGACAAGCAUGGUUGCUAUUGGAAAUCAAUUGUUCAAAGUAACACUGGAAUUCCCCUUUUCUUCAAUUCCCAACAUUCAUUUUCCCAGUUCAUCUAAACCCAACAAAAAGGGUCAUGUUCCUACUUGCCUACUUGCGACAACAAUAUCACAAAGUACAAUACCGGGUGUUCCAAGCUGUUAGAAUCUACACUACAGCAUAACCUGUCAGGGAACAUGAGACUCAGCAUCAUCUCCCAGAUGGGGUCUUAUCAGGAUAAAAAAACAAAGGUCCAUGCUGCUGUGGCCUUGGCCAGGGUCAGGAAGCAAACUGAGGUGUAAAUGACAUCAAUCAAUUGUAAUAUGGACAUGGGGGUAGACCAUUAAGAACCACCCAGGUACAUAUACCUUCUAUAAGUGAUAUUUUUUUACGUUUUAGAGCCUAAAAAUGUCAUGUAAGUGGCAUAAUGUGCACUUAUUGCAAUGGAAUACAUAUACAUGUUUACAUUUUGUGAUUUAUUACGAGAAAAGAAAAAUGUAUCAUUAUUUUUAAAUCCCUCUAUAGAGACUAUUGGGAAACUGUUGCUGUUUGAGGAUCAACUAGAUAUUACCACUUUACCACAACCAUUGGUGGAUACUGUGUUGUGUUGUUACCAUGGUUUUACCCUAUUAUUACCAUGAAACUACCCUCUUAUUACCGAUCUGUAUAUGAAGUGCUACCCACAAAUUCAUUCAGUCAUUACUGUUCAAUAAAAAAAGAGACAUUGGCCUUAUCCUUUGACCUUGACAUUAAAAUGUAUUUUGAAAUGUC
Messenger RNA from Alosa alosa (allis shad), 4445 nucleotides. Its product is annotated as GTPase IMAP family member 8-like. Gene Ontology annotation, molecular function: GTP binding. The record is from RefSeq and is a predicted model, not a curated record. NCBI's taxonomy places the organism in Eukaryota, Metazoa, Chordata, Actinopteri, Clupeiformes, Clupeidae. Bases 184 to 3660 code for a protein of 1158 amino acids. The transcript is spliced from 10 exons.